Molecule: messenger RNA, 1851 nt
Organism: Ceratitis capitata (Mediterranean fruit fly)
Lineage: Eukaryota; Metazoa; Arthropoda; Insecta; Diptera; Tephritidae
Exons: 3
Coding region: 1264-1671 (135 amino acids)
Source: RefSeq, a predicted model, not a curated record
UCUCGCCUUGUUGUGACGUCAGCAAACCCACUUUCAUAUUCAAGCGCAAUACUCGUACUCGUAAUUCGUAAUUCAUUAUCAGCAGCUAAAUACAAUACAACAGCACCGAGUCACAUUCGGCACAUGUGAAAUUCUUAGUAUCAAAUUUUCAGUCAGAGUGUUCAAAUCGUAAGCAGUAAAAUAUUCGCAAUUUCGCAUUGAAUUAAAAGCAACGUGGAUCAAUCUCAUGUUAAAACAAGAACAACAACAACAACAACGUCAGCAACAAAGGAAAUUACAUACAGCAAGUGUACAACGUCAAUUGCAAAGUCGUUUGCAAGUCAAUAUCAAUAUUUUUUUCGUGGAAUAUUCGAAUCAGCUGUGCAAAUGUGCAUUUGUUGACUUCGUUUAAUAUUGACAUCGAAUAGAAGCGCUUCGAAUCUGUAAAGUAAAAAUUAAUAAAUUAACAAAAGGCAAAAGUCAAUGCAGUAAACGCAGCAGCCAAAGCUAAAUAUCGAAAAUCUCAUGCUUCAGCAGCAAUAAAAAAGUUCUAUAUUAAUUUUAUUGUGAUUUUAAUGCUCGAAUCUCAUAAAGUGUUUAUCUUAUAAAGUGUUAUUAAGUGUUUCUUGUAAUUGUUUUGUUUUUACGUGUGGCAAUACAAUACCACACCACUCGCUAAUUACAAAAGUAUACAAAGUGUAUCUUUAAAGAAAAUUUAUAAAAGUAUCAAUGGCAUCACCGGCCUGUGAACAUCGUUAUAAAGACUUCAUUUUCAUAAGUUGUUAGAUUUUCUCUUGUAACCGUCAAUAAAAGCAACAAAACUCUCAAUAUAUAUUGAGAGAACAGUUUAAAAUCGAAUAUAUAUGAAACGUGCUUAAACUUUUGCGAUAGACGCAUUUUCUCUUUUAAAAAUAUAUUAAAUUUGUUCUACAUAAAGUAUCUCAGAUAAGUGAUCUAGAUGCAAAAUAGCAACAAAUUUCUUAGUGUAAAUUAAUAUUUGUGCGUGAAAAUCGUGUAUCGAGCCCACUGUGUGUUUUAUACAAACACAUAAGCGAUAUAAAAUACAGUGCAAACUAUAGCAUAUUUUUCGGCAGCAAACAUUAUAGACGCGCCUGUGAGCACACUACAUAUACACAUAAAAACAGCUAACGGCAGCAGUUAACCCGUUAACUCAUUCACCUCAACACAAUUCGCACUCGCGCCAGAUAUCAAUUGCUUAUCAACUGCAGCCCAUAGUGUGAUUUGGGUUUCGCUAUUACAUUAAUUAACUCAUAUUUUAGUGCUAUGCACCAUUCGCGCUCGGUGUCGCAAAUAAAACAACAACAACACCGCAUUUGGCAGCGCGAAUAUCGCGCCUUCAUUCGUAUGUGUGCAUACUAUUGUCAUCGUUCGGUAGUAGGCAACACCAGCAGCGGCGGCGGUACGUACACGCCCACCCAUACACCCAGCAUUCACACGCAUACGCAGCAUUUUAUGUUGAACAUUCAAAAGCAUUUGCUAAAGCGUAAGAGUAUUUUGCGUAUGAACAUUUGUUGGCGCAAUUUAGCGGUAAUUAUUCACAAGGUGAAUACGAUAAACAAGUUUAAGUUUGAUAAGUUUAGUAAGGAGAAGAACUUUCAUAUGUUUGACGGUGUAAUGGGUAUGCGUGUGACGUCAUCAAUGAUGCGACAUUGCGUCAUGAUGCUCGUCUGAAGGGAAACUGCAUCUAAGGCUCUAUUUAGAGACCGUUUAGAGGUUCCCCUACAAUUUCUUUAUUUGUUUACAACAGUGAGUUAAAACCCUGUUCAAAAUGGCAUCAUUCACCGUCGCCCAGUCUAGCCAAACACGGCCCACAAGCGUAUCAAACAACAACAACAACCACAGCAACAGCAA